AUGCCAGAAACAUUAAACUCAGUACACCAUUUAAUUCGUGCUUCUGCUGGCACAGGAAAAACGUAUGAACUCACAACACGUAUUUUAGAUUUAUUACUACAAGGUAUUCAGCCAGAUACGUUACUUGUGACAACAUUUACACGUAAAGCUGCUUUUGAGAUUACUCAACGUCUAUUAGAACGGCUAGCUAACGCUAAACUUAAUCCUGAUGGUCGUCAGGUUUUGAGUGAUGCUGUUGGACGUAAAAUCACAUCAACACAACUUGACCAAACGAUUCUGAUGCUUCGUAAUUAUCUUGGUCGUUUACAAAUUGGAACGAUAGACAGUUUUUUUGCACGUAUUGCUUCGGGCUUUCAUUGGGAUUUGGAUUUACCAGCUGGUUGGCGUAUUGGUGAAACCACGAAGCUGGCCAAUAUUGAACUAGAAACCAUUGACCAUCUAUUAAAUACAGCGCCCUUAGAGCAAACAUUAAUCGCGUUGGCAGAACUGAAUGAACGUAAAGCAAAACGGCCUGUGAUGAACAAAGUUCUUGAUGUUGUACAAACGUUACGUGAUCACUUACCACGACUAGAAAAAGCUAACCAUGACAAUGCUUGGCAUUGGUUUCCUUCAACUCUCACUGAACCUACAGAAACCGAUAUUGUGACAUUGAUUACGGCGUUAGAAAAUGUCGUUUUACCUCGCACCAAAACAGGAAAGAUAGAUAAACGUUUUGACAAGGCUGUCAAACAACUUAUCCAAAUGUUAACUCAACGAGAAUGGGAGCAACUAACGCAAAAAGGGCUUUUACCAAAUAGUUUACAACCGGAAAAAACAUUUUAUAAUCGGCCUAUCCCUGAUCAGCUCAUAGAGCUUUUACAAGAAAUCUCGACAUUGACAUUUAGAGCCUUAGGCUCACGCCAUAGUGCUAAAAAUAGCGCAGCGGCUUUUUUACUAACGACAUUUGUAACAUCUUACCGUUUACAACGUUUGCGAUAUGGUGUUGUCAAUUUUGGUGAUAUUACACGGGCGAUUCAGUCUCUUGGACAAAUGCCACUUCAGGACCUAUUUUAUCGCCUUGAUGGUUUCAUACAUCAUGUUCUUAUUGAUGAAUUUCAAGAUACAUCUUAUGCCCAAUGGUCAAUAUUGCAGCCUAUUCUUGAUGAAAUUUUUGCAACUGCUGAUGGUACAAGAAGUGCUUUUUUGGUCGGUGAUACAAAACAAGCAAUCUAUCGUUGGCGUGGUGGAAGCCAUGAGCUUUUUGAUGUUAUUGCUCAGACUUAUGCGGUGCAAGAAUCGACAAAAUCACGUAGCUUUCGUUCUUCACAAAUUAUCUUAGAUACUGUCAACUGUAUUUUUCAAAAUUUACAUCUAGUUUCUUUGAUUGACCCAAGCACCCAAGAUGACCAUGCUCAACGAAAACAAGAGGCUUUUAUGCUUGCUGCUACAGCCUGGCAACAGAGCUAUCCGAAACAUGAAGCUGCUGAGCUAAAACCUGGCUAUGUUUGUAUUGAAACAGUCGAGCAACAAGAUGAUGAUAAUGAGCUACGAUUUGAACUAGCCGUACAGCGUGCUGAUAGCCUUUUAGAACUUAAUUCUAAUCUUUCUAUUGGCAUACUUACGCGUAGUAACCGUAGUGUUUUGGCAUUACAAGAAGCGUUCCGUCAAGGCCAAAGGGAUGAUCGACUAAUCGCUGUACUCAUUGCUCUUUUUCAUGUUGCAGACCAUCCAACAGACCAAGCAUCUUGGUAUCUUUUGGAACACUCAUUAUUGCUUCCAGCUUUACACCGUUUUUUAGGCACAACAUCUAAGAGCUCAAGAACAGAAAUUGCUUUUGAACUGAGAUAUUUCUCAACACAUCACGGUAUCGGAAAGCUCUUGACGUCAUUAAUUGAACAGCUGAGAAACACCUGUUCUAAUCAACAUUUACGCUGUUUAAAGCGUCUAGCUAAAGAUGCUUUAGUCUUUGAUCUAGAGCCUUGGCAUCGUGUUUCCGAUUUUGGACGUUUUGUUCGUUUACAAAACGAUCAUGAUCUGGUUUCUACCGCCAAGGCGAUACAGGUUAUGACAAUCCAUCAAGCAAAAGGGUUACAGUUUGAUGCUGUCAUUUUGCCUGAUUUGGAUACAAAACUGGUACAAGCCCCACCAGCAGUUACUUUAAUUGAACAUCGACAGAAACAACAACUUCAAUUAGAAGGGUUCAUGCUAAGACCUUCAAAGGCACUACUGCGUGUAGCUCCAGAGCCUAUUAGGCAAGCUGUUCUUCUAGAUGAUUAUCGCGAUUUUCACGAAUCGCUUUCUAUUUUAUAUGUUGCCCUUACACGGGCAAAGCAUGAGCUAUAUAUCUGUUUGAAUGCUAAAAGUAAACCUGACCAUUUUUCUAAUAUUAUUCGGACAACAUGUUUACAACAGCACCCGGAAGGUGAGCCGUUAUCAAUAGGUGAUUCUAAGUGGCCCCAUCAACUUAAACAGACAAUAACACCAUCUCAACAACCAUCAAUAUCGCUUCCAACUUUAGAAGAAUCUGUUCAAAAACCACUUAUGCGCCUUGAGCAUAAACAACCCUCAAAUGGUACGCAAACGUCACAACCCUUUGCCUCAGAUUCAUUUAAGAACCAUAACAGAACACUACAUGAAUUUGGGAAUGAAGUUCAUAAGGCUUUGGAACAACUUACUUGGCUAUCUCCUCCUAUUACGAAACACUCAUUUCAUCAUACGAAAGCUAUUCAUAUUUAUUUACAACAAGCUUUUAGCCAGCAGGAUAUUGCAAACCAUUUUCAACAGGCUUAUUAUCAAACGCAUUUAGGUUGGCAAGAUUUAUCUAUCUCUGUUGAAACUGAACGACGUUUUGCGGUCUUAUUAAAUAAAACAGUAUUAAGUGGUACAAUUGACCGCCUUAUUCUUGGCUCAACUUCGGCACAAAUCACUAGAGCUGAAAUCAUUGAUUUCAAGACAGAUGCUGUAACAGAAACAACUUUACAUGAAAAAAUUGAUCUCUAUCGCCCGCAGCUGACAGCUUAUCAACAGGCUAUAGCACAACUGUACCGGCUCUCCCCUGAGGCUAUUACAACUAAGUUAUUCUUUUUGGGAAUAGGACAAGUUUGUGAGGUUGAUUUUUAA
Molecule: messenger RNA, 3099 nt
Organism: Ylistrum balloti
Lineage: Eukaryota; Metazoa; Mollusca; Bivalvia; Pectinida; Pectinidae
Product: ATP-dependent helicase/nuclease subunit A-like
Exons: 1
Coding region: 1-3099 (1032 amino acids)
Biological process (GO): recombinational repair
Cellular component (GO): DNA helicase complex; cytosol
Molecular function (GO): DNA binding; 3'-5' DNA helicase activity; ATP binding
Source: RefSeq, a predicted model, not a curated record